UGCAUAGUUUAUGGGUGGUGCUGCUACUGCUUCUCCUCCUCUCCAAUAUUUUUUUCCCUCUCCUCUGCUCACAUUCCUCCUCCCUGACCGCCAUCUACAACCUCUCCAAGAAACCCUGCCUCGGCUACUGCUCCUCCUCCUCCUCCUCCUCCUCCUCCUCCUCCCCCUCCCCCUCUUUCCUUAAUAAUAUAUCUCUAAUAAAAGGGUUAUAUAAAAACCGAUCCAUUGUCGAUUACUCCACUCCAAAAUGAGCACAAUUUACUCCGUCAGUUUUUGGCUGCUUUUCUUCGUCCUUGUCGGAGCUGGGGAGGGCACGACAUUCACGUUCGUGAACCGGUGCGGGGGCACGGUGUGGCCGGGGGUGCUGUCGAACUCGGGCAGCCCGCAGCUGGAGAGCACGGGAUUCGAGCUGGCGUCCGGAGCGUCGCGGACGUUCGUGGCGCCGACGGGGUGGUCAGGCCGCUUCUGGGCGCGCACCGGCUGCAACUUCGACGCCUCCGACCGCGGCUCCUGCGCCACCGGCGACUGCGGCUCCGGACAGCUCCAGUGCAACGGUGCAGGCGCCGCCCCGCCGGCCACGCUCGCCGAGUUCACAUUGUCUUCUUCUGCAUCGUCUUCCUCCGCCGCCCAGGACUUCUACGACGUCAGCCUGGUAGACGGGUACAAUCUGCCGAUGACGAUCGAAGCAAAUGGCGGGACGGGCGGCGGCGGCGGGGGCUGCGCGGCGACGGGGUGCGCGGCGGACCUGAACAAGCGGUGCCCGGCGGAGCUCAGGGUGGGGGAGGGGGAAGGGGAGGCGUGCCGGAGCGCUUGCGAGGCCUUUGCGAAGCCGGAGUUCUGCUGCAGCGGGGCCUUCGCCAGCCCCGCCGCCUGCCGCCCCUCCGUCUACUCCCAGAUGUUCAAGUCCGCCUGCCCCAAGUCCUACAGCUACGCCUUCGACGAUCCCACCAGCACUUUCACCUGCUCCGGCGGCGCUGGUUAUACCAUCACCUUCUGCCCUGCUUCCUCUCCUCCGAGUAGUCAGAAAUCGUCGAGAGAUUCCCCAUCUACUCCGAAAGCGACAGGUGGUGUGAUGCUUGAAGAUGACUCUUGGCUUGCAAGCCUCGCCACCGGAGAAGCCAGUACUGCUUGGCGAGACGUCCCCUUCAUCCACCAACCCUUCCUUAUCCUGUUCAUCGUCUUCCUUCUCCUCUAGUCCAAAGGAAAUGCUUUUGGUCCGUCCGAGUCGUCGGCUACAUAUAUGACAAAUAUUUUUUACAGGACAUCAUCAAACUGAGACCCAUGGUUCGCCCACUUUCUCUCUCUAGGGGAUGUAAUGCGAAGAAAAGGAACGGUGGGGUGGGAAUUCCAACAGUCAAUUUAAUGGAGGGAGGGGAGGGGCGAAGUUUGACCAAAUUAAAUCACAUCUAUGUAAUCUUUUCAUGACUUUUGAUGAUGUAUUUAUAUGCCUAGAUUUUAAUAGAUUUGUGGUGCAUGGGCAACUGUAUUUAAUUCAUAAUGGUACAGUGAUGGGGUGUAUAAAAUUGGUACAAGGGUGGGCGUUUUGAUGGGCACAUGGGGUGUCGUGAUUAAAGCAUGCACGGUUGGUGGGGAGGACGUGGAUUUAUUUUAUUAAAGAAUUACAAUUUAAGUUUCCUUUUCUAUGGAAUGUGCUGGAGGUUAAAGAA
Messenger RNA from Ananas comosus (pineapple), 1667 nucleotides. RefSeq names its product thaumatin-like protein 1b. Bases 248 to 1195 code for a protein of 315 amino acids. Gene Ontology annotation, biological process: defense response. The transcript has 4 exons. Gene Ontology annotation, cellular component: extracellular region. Lineage: Eukaryota; Viridiplantae; Streptophyta; Magnoliopsida; Poales; Bromeliaceae. The record is from RefSeq and is a predicted model, not a curated record.